UUUGUCACAGAAAUGUUUUGUUUUUGGGUCUUCAACAUCUAAAUUUUAAGUUUCGGAUGGGAUAUUUCUCUUUUCAAAAUGGUGUGCCGCUUCAAUCCUUUUUACAUCGGACCAUCUCCUCCCAGUUGCUGUACGGAUUUGAAGCCCGAGUGCAAUUGCCCGCCGUGUUCGCCGGAUACAGGGUAUCAGGAGCCUCGACCCGUUCACGAGGAGUGCAACAAGGGAGUGUCCAAGAAGGAGACCAAGGAGAGCAAAUGUGUUCCACCAUGCAAGGAAGCCCCCAAGAAGGAAAAGUCCAAGAAGUCUGGGAAGAAAUCCGAGAAGAAGUCCGAAAAAAGGAAAAACAAAAGGAUAAGCAGAAGGAAAAAUAAAAUGAACUUUCUGUAAAAUUAAA
Molecule: messenger RNA, 394 nt
Organism: Drosophila ficusphila
Lineage: Eukaryota; Metazoa; Arthropoda; Insecta; Diptera; Drosophilidae
Exons: 1
Coding region: 79-387 (102 amino acids)
Source: RefSeq, a predicted model, not a curated record